This is a messenger RNA of Acaromyces ingoldii, 3912 nucleotides long. RefSeq lists its product as hypothetical. Gene Ontology annotation, biological process: DNA replication checkpoint signaling; replication fork arrest; DNA repair. Gene Ontology annotation, cellular component: replication fork protection complex. The coding region runs from base 114 to 3848 and encodes 1244 amino acids. Gene Ontology annotation, molecular function: DNA binding. The record is from RefSeq and is a predicted model, not a curated record. The transcript has 2 exons. NCBI's taxonomy places the organism in Eukaryota, Fungi, Basidiomycota, Exobasidiomycetes, Exobasidiales, Cryptobasidiaceae.
GUCCACGGCAACCAACACUUUCGCGCAACCUCACCUACCCUUCAUAGGCUUCUAGGCUUCGUUCUGCUCGACCUCGGCACGUCCACAGCGCGUAGAGGUGCCGCGAUUCGAUCAUGGAGAUCCGGCGCAAGCCAUCCUAUGAGAGCGAUGUCGAAGACGACAUUGGGCUCUUGCAUGAUGAAGAGUCGCUCGGCAGCUCAGAGAGCGAGGGCUUGUCGGACGAGAAUGACUCCGGUACGGAGGACAACAACGAUCUCCGGAGGGCCGGUGCAGAAUACGAAGCCGCACUGAGAUCUACAGUGGUCGACAUUGUCUCUGCGCUAGGAGGAAUCGAGGAAGUCGUGACCGAGGACGGCGGUCUGGAGGAGAAGUAUGUGCUGGGAGAUGACUGCCUUCGCUGUCUGAGAGAUCUUCGAACCCUGUGGCGAGAGGACGAAGAGAAUGCAGAGAGGCUGGUACCGCGCGUGUAUGCCGAGAUCAAUGUCCUCCAGGGAGGCCUGCUGCCGCUGCUUCUCAAGACGGGCAACAUGGGUCAGAGGGGAACCAAAAUUGCCCUUGCCUGCGUCGACCUCAUCACCUCGCUCACUUGGCCAAUUGAUGCCCAGGCAGAGAUCCGAAAUGCAUUCGAAAGAGGCAACGAGUCUCUCGAUCUCGGCAUCUUGCGUUACCUCGAACAAGCCAUGGUCUUGUACAAGUCGGCCAUCAUUCACAGUCGGUCGCAAGAGUCGAAUGGCACCGACCGAGACGUACUGAGCACCAUCAUGCUUCACGUUCUCCUACCCUCGUUGAGCAAGCCGCGACACCUUCGCAGCGAGAGAGACACGGGGACCAUCAGCAUGUGUCUUCAUCUCUUUCGUAACCUCUUGGCCGUGCACGACCCGGCGUCUACCUCGCUGAGCAGUGCACAGGCAAUUGCAGACUCGAGGCUACAAAGCGAUCUCAUCGUCGCCAUGGACAAGGCCCACAUCCUCGAAACGCUCCUUACAAUUGCCAGUUCCGCCGACUCGAGGGACAUGGAGCCGUGGAACGCCAUCGUCGCCGAGUCUGUCUACCACAUCUUCAUUGGCAGCAGCCCUCGCGACCUCAUCACAGGAACGUACCGACAGACUCGGCCUGUCAACCCUGGCCAGAGAGAGCAGGUGCAGCAGGGAAAGAGCUGCGACGAUCUCGCUCUUGCUCUGACCAAGGAGGCGCGCCAACGCACAGCCCAAAUCCUCGAAAGUGGCACUUCUCGUCACUCCAGGUUCGGAACUUCGCUUUCCUUUGUUGAUCAAAAGGGGGAAAGGAAGUUCGCACGAAACCAAGCUUCUCUGCGCAAGACUGCCGCCGAGCUUGCUGAAGGAGUCAAGGAGCGACAAAAGAGGAAGUUUCGGAGGCGGCGGCUUGUACAGGAGCAAGGAGCACCGCGGGCGAAGAUUGGGUGGACACGCGAGGCGCAAACCAUCCUUCAGACGUGGGCGGAGAGAUUUGUCAAGCUGGGCUUCGAGAGCCUCACUCGAACGCUGCUGAUGGACAUCCGAUCGGAGCGAGCCAAGUUGGGCGACAUCGAUACAGCCCGCGUCAGGUUCAUGCAGCUGGCCGGCUUCUUCCUCGACUACUUUUUGAUCCAUCGCGAGGCGGCACCGGGAAGGAAAAAGGCGCCUUGCAAAGACGCGACGAAAGAAGUGAUGACCGACGUCACAGAAGCAGUCGACGGAGCCGAGGAGAAGCACGGCGAAGAAGACGAAGAUGAAUGGCCAUUUGCGCUCGUCGCAGGAUGGCUCGAUGACUGGGCCCUCAAAAUGGCCUGGCUCCGGUCAAUGGGCGCCUAUGAGAACAAAGACUGGCUCGAGUUCGUCGCCGCCAUUCAGCUCUGGACCGUUCUGUUUCGCCUUGUCGAUGGCCUCUCACGCAGUGAUCUGGAAUCGGAUCGAGAUCUAGCUGAAUCGCUCCAGACGAAUCACUACUAUGACGCUGCCUCGCUCGAUUCGGCCAAAACCAUCUUUCAAAGCUAUCGAAGCCAGAGCUUUGCUCUCUUGGACGCCGUCAUCGACUUUGCAAACGUCAUGCCCAAGAUGCUCGAGCGCUUCACCAGCAACAAAGAACACAUUUAUGUCAAGGCGAAAAGAAACGCUCGCAAGUCCAAGGCCAAAGCCAUUGAAGAUGGCGACGCCUACGACAUGGGCGAUGUCGAGGAGCAGGCCAAAAAGGCGGCCGAGGCCAGCUUCAAAGAGAGGAGAUUCGAGUUUGAAAAGUUCCAGAGCCAGCAGUUCUGCAGCAACAGCCUUGCAAAUGCCUGCAUUCUCUACCUGGGCUAUUGGGAGGAUUUUUCAAGGCCAGCAGAGCAGCUGGCGAGCGUCGUCAACAUCAUGCAUCGCAUGACCGUCAAGGCUUCGGAAUUGCGGCUCUUUUUUCCCUACGAGCGACGAAAUGCACUCACCAAGCUCGUCAAGGGCUCUCUCGUGCCAAGCUUGCAGACCGUGGCACCAGCAGCGGUUCAGGAUCUGUGCAAGCUCGUCGACUACAUCAAGCGCAAAUUCGCAAAGCUCUCGCCCGAUGAGCAGCAGCGUUGGGCUGAGGGCCAAAAGGCGCCACGACCGACGAAGCCAUUCAAGAUGCCGGCCGAGAUCAAGGUGGACCCAAGCAGAGGACAUUUGGACGACAUUGGCAUUGCUGUGGCUCUGCUCAUCGAGAAGCAGAGGCUUCGCUGCGUGAUGUGGGUCAAGGAAGGCCUCGAAAAUGCGGCAAGAGAGCGCCAGAGCAUCGUAGACGAGGUUCGAGAAGAGGACGGGCUGGACGGUGAAGAUGAUGGCGACGAAAUUCCCACUCGCGCUCAAGAAAAGUUCAGCGAUUACGUGCUCCCGUAUAAUGACGACGAGCAAAUGCGCGAGGACGCCUCGCACUUGCCUCAGCUCAAGCUUCUGUGUCGGCUCGUUGGGAUGAAGAGCAACGAGGAGGACGACCACGACUGGACGUGGGUCUUGCCAUCAAGCACGGACCCAGACGAGCUGGCGAGGGAAGCUCGAUACGUGGAGGACUUUAUCCGCACGCCCUUUGAGACGGGCGGACAGCCGCUUGAGUCAUUCGUCAAGCGCGCCAGACAGGAGGUCCGACGGACCAUGGUAAUCUACAACGAGGAUGGCGAAGAAGAAGAAAUCGUCGAGAAGUCGAGUCGUAAGAGGAACAAGGGUGGAGGAGGCGCGGGCAGGAAGAACGUCGCACCCAGGAGCACAUGGGUUGAAGACGACUUUAUUGAGGACAGUGACGAGGAAAUGGAGCAGGUCGCAAGGCUCAUUGAGCAGCAGCAGAAGGGCCGAGAGCAAGAUCUUGAUGGUGACUCAAAUGAUGAGGAAGGAGAAGAGAUGGCCGCAAAGUCGUCAUCGCAACCUCGACCGAAAUCUCGACCAAGACCGCAGAAGAGAGUCAGACGCGACUCACAUUCUGCAUCUUCAUCGUCUUCUUCGGCCUCUCGAUCGGAGUCGCCACCUGCACACCGUUCCCGUCGGAGGACAGACAGCGUCACGCCAGUCUCUUCGCCCCCACCUGCACGGCCCGUUAGUCAUCUGGCGCGGUACAAGGCCAUGCGCCGCCAGCGUGAGGCGCUGAAGCCACAAGUAAACGCCACCGAGACCCAGAAAGACCCUUCAGCACAGCCGCGAAAGGACGGCCUGUUCUUGGGCGAUGCCGACGACGAGCCAGACAGCGGUAGUGAAAAGGAAAACGAGCAAGAGCCCCGCGAUGCUCAGGCGAAGCGGUCAAAGAGCCUGUUCAUGGAAGACAACAGCGAGGAGGAAGGGGAGGAAGGUGCAGGCGAUGCAGAAACAACAUUGCUUGCCCUGGUCCACGGAUCAUCGCAAGGAAGUGUAUAAAUGAGGGUUGUUCUCUGUAUGUCACAAUGUCAAACUUCAUUAUUAAUAUAUCGAAACAUCAUCA